CAGGAUCCUUGGGAGAGAAUUUUUGGUAGAGCCAAGGGUUGGUAUUACCCAGUGUCCAGGGUCCUGCACCUUGCGCUCAAUCUCUUAGGGCGCUGUGGGAGACACAGAAUAAUUCUGUUCUGUUCUCCAAGCACAUGUGUGAUCUCAUCCGUGCUGAGCUAGACAACUAGGGGAUGUACAUCCUGGCCCUGGGUGAUCCAGGCUCUCAUUGGCUGGGUUGUGGGUGUGCAGCCUGGAGGAGUGCUGGGGUGGCUCUUUGGAAGCAGGCCAGGGCUGAGUGGCAGCUCACAGGUUUAGUUUAGCUGAAAUCUGAAUGUCUGCCACAGCAGCUUGGUGCCCCUUAGCUUCUUGAUCUGCUGCCUCUUCUUUCUUGCGUUCUCAUUUGCAGGACAGACUCUUUAGUUGGGAAGGAGAGAUUCAGUCUGGAUUGAUGUGCAUUUAUGCAGCACCUGCUGUGUCCCUGGGUCUGAGCUGGGUACAGCCACAGGUCUUGAAGAGCAAGAGGUCUGCUCUUGCCUUUUAGUCAUUCUGGGGAGUUGCUUAGUUUAAGUGGGAUGAGCUUCAGACUUACACGUCUGCACAGUGUGUCACCUUGAAUAGGUGAGACCCCACCCUCACCCCUCUGAGCCUUGAUUUGCUCGUCUGGAAAUGGGCUGAUAUGGGGAUUUGAUGAGCUCAAGUGGACCUGCCCUAGAACAGAGGGGCCUGGAGAACAGGAGCCAGCAGGUGGUGUUAAUGUGAGCUGUGAGCUCUCCCUCUUUGCCUUGUGUGUUCUGAAGUCCUCCCUGCUUUCAGCACAUUUUAAUCCCCACAGUGACCCUUCUCCUGCUUACAGAGGAGGAAGCAGUGAAAAGAGGUGAUUUGCCCAGGGUCAUACUGCAAUCACAUGGCACCAGCAACUCUAGACUCUAACCACUGUACGACACAGCCACCCUGCUGCAGGGAGGGAAACUGCUAUCAGCCUGGGGACUGUGCAUGUUUACCCGGUGUUCACUGAGGGAACUGGCGCCCUGCUGUGUGCUGCUGAUGGGCAGAGUCUUUUUGCUCCAGACAGCUCAAGAGGCAAGCACCAAUAGAAUCAGCUCUUAAACAGGAGAGUGCUGGGAUACAGCCGGAGGUGGGGCUUGGGGGGGCUCAGUUCCUAGUGUUGUCUGAGCCCCUGUUUUCUCUGCUUCUAACCUGUAGGGUACAAACAUCAGCCCAGUGGGCUGCCGGGGUUUUCUGAGCAUGCCACACGAGCCCGUUCUGGGUCACAGAAGAUGCUCUGUAGACUGAGGACUCUGGCCUUUCCCGCCUCCAGCAGCUGGGCUUGGAAGGCGCCAGGUCCCACAACCUGGAGAGUGUGGAGGGCAUGGAGGGAACGCUGACCCCUUCCUUCCCAGCUUCCAUUCACGUUUCCCUUCUCGCCUCUGUGCUGGCUGGGCCCCAGGGCUGCUUCUGCCCACCCCUCAUGUAUCUCUGCUUCCCUCUGCCCUUCCUCCUCCUCUCCCAUCUGAGCCCCUCCCACCCCUGGCAUAGUCACGUGGGGGCAACCCCGGAUUUAAACUUAAUCUGCUGGGCGCUCAGCCCAGCACCCUGGCGUUGUGUGUUAGUGCGUUGGUGCCUAGCUGAUCUGAUCUUGAUACUUUGGGGAGGGGGGCUGUGGGGUACCCACAGACCCCCCUCCAGGAACCUAGGGCUGGCAGAAUCCCUGCAGCCCCAGCUGGCAUUGGAGAUCGUGAUCCAGACACUGGAGAGCCGUGUCCUGACACCAGACCAAGAGAAGAGCCUGAGCGUGCACAGCCCAGCCCAGGACUCCCAGGGUGCCAGCCUGCCGGUCUGUCUCAGGCAGAUCAUCACCCGAAACCUCUCUCAGCCUGAGAGCCCAGCCCCUCUCCAGGUCCCACAGAUGGCUUCACUGCUGUCUCUGCAGGAAGAGAACCAGCUACUGCAGCAGGAGCUGUCCCGUGUGGAGGACCUGCUGGCCCAGAGCCGUGCUGAGCGCGAUGAGCUUGCCAUCAAGUACAAUGCCAUCAGUGAGAGGCUGGAGCAGGCUGUGCGUCUGGAGGCUGGGGAGCUGGAGGCACAGGAGUCCAAGGGGCUGGUGCGGCAGAGCGUGGAGCUGCGGAGGCAGCUGCAGGAGGAGCAGGCCUCCUACCGGCGCAAGCUGCAGGCCUACCAGGAGGGCCAGCAGCGGCAAGCCCAGCUAGUGCAGCGGCUGCAGGCCAAGAUCCUGCAGUACAAGAAACAAUGCUCCGAGCUGGAGAAGCAGCUGCUGGAGAAGUCCGAGGAGCUGGAGCAGCAGCGCCUGAGGGACACAGAACACAGUCAGGACCUGGACAGCGCCCUCCUGCGCCUGGAGGAGGAGCAGCAGAGAAGUGCCAGCCUGGCCCAGGUGAAUGUCAUGCUGAGAGAGCAGCUGGAUCAGGCAAACGAGGCCAACCAGACUCUGAGCGAGGACAUUCGCAAGGUGACCAAUGACUGGACCCGCAGCUGCAAGGAGCUGGACCAGAGAGAGGCAGCAUGGAGGCGCGAGGAAGAGUCCUUCAAUGCCUACUUCAGCAGAGAGCACAGCCGACUGCUCCUCCUUUGGAGGCAGGUCAUGGGGCUCCGACGGCUGGUCAGCGAGCUGAAGAUGGGCACAGAGAGGGAUCUACUGCAGCUGGGAGGGGAGCUAGUCCGGACAUCCCGGGCUGUCCAGGAGGUGGGCCUGGGACUGAGUGCCAGCCUGCAGCGGGCUGAGAGCCGGGCUGAGGCAGCUCUUGAGAAGCAAACACUGCUGCAGGCCCAACUGGAGGAGCAGCUACGGGCCAAGCUGCUCCAGGAGAAGGACCUGGCCCAGCUGCAGGUGCAGUGUGACCUGGACAAGGCCGACCUUAGUGCCAGAGUGACCGAGCUGGCCCUGACUGUGGAGCAUCUUCAGAACCAGAACUCAGAGAAGGAUCAGGCCAACAGGACCCUCUCUGAAAAGUUGGAGGCCCUGGAGUCUCUGCGACUGCAGGAGCAGGCAGCCCUGGACACUGAGGAUGGAGAGGGCCUGCAGCAGACGCUGAGGGACCUAGCACAGGCUGCCCUGUCGGACACAGAGAGUGGUGUCCAGCUCAGUAUCUCAGGGCACACCGCGGACACCUCUGAUGGCAGCCUACGGGGGCUUUCCGGCCCGCGGACCCCAACCCCACCACGGCACUCCUCCCCGGGUCGAGGCCGUUCUCCGCGCCGAGGCCUGUCCCCAGCCUGUUCUGACUCCUCCACACUCGCGUUAAUCCACUCCGCCCUGCACAAACGCCAGCUGCAGGUCCAGGACAUGCGCGGGCGUUAUGAAGCCAGCCAAGACCUGCUGGGCACCGUGCGCAAACAGCUCAGUGACAGCGAGGGUGAGCGGCGUGGCCUGGAGGAGCAGCUGCAGCGCCUGCAGGACCAGAUAGCGGUCACAACCCAGACCCAAGAGGAUGCCCUGCGUGAGGCCCAACGCCUGCGCAGUGCCAACGAGCUCCUGAGCAGGGAGAAGAGCAGCCUGGCCCAGAACCUGCAGGUGACGCAGAAGCAGGUUGAGGAGCUGCGCCAGGAGCUGGAAAAGCUGCAGGCUGCCCAGGAGGAGCUGAGGCGUCAGCACACCCAGUUGGAGGAUGAGCAAGAGGACACAGUGCAGGAGGGAGCCCGGGCCCGCAGAGAGCUGGAGCGCAGCCACAGGCAGCUGGAGCAGCUGGAAGUGAAGCGCUCGGGGCUGGCUAAGGAGCUGGUAGAGGUGCGGGAGGCACUGAGCUGCGCCGUACUGCAGAGAGACGUGCUGCAGGCAGAGAAGGCAGAGGUGGCCGAGGCCCUGACCAAGGCUGAGGCUGGCCGUGCACAGCUAGAGCUCUCCCUGACCAAGCUGAGGGCAGAGGAGGCUUCCUUGCGAGACUCCCUGUCCAAACUGAGUGCCCUCAAUGAGAGUCUUGCCCAGGACAAGCUGGAGCUAAACCGCCUCAUGGCCCAGCUAGAGGAAGAAAAGGCGGUGCUCCUGGGCCGACAGCAGCAGGCAGAGCAUGCCACUGCGUUGGCUCUGGAGGAGCAGGAACGGUUGGAGCAGCUGAGGCUGGAGCAGGAGGUGGAGCGGCAGGGCCUGGAGGGCUCCCUGUGUGCAGCUGAGCAGGCCAGGGAGGCGCUGGAGCAGCAACUCCUUGCAUUGCGCAGUGAACGUGGUCAUCUGCAGGAGCAGCUGGCCCAGCUCUCCCGGCAGCUGAAUGGACGGGACCAGGAGCUGGAGCAGGCCCUGCGGGAGUCACAGCGGCAGGUGGAGGCACUGGAGCGCACCGCCCGGGAGAAGGAGGCUCUGGCCAAGGAGCGGGCCGGCCUGGCUGUGCAGCUGGCAGCAGCAGAGCGUGAGGGUCGGACCCUGUCGGAGGAGUCUAUUCGCCUACGCCUGGAGAAGGAAGCCCUGGAGAGCAGCCUGUUUGACGUGCAGAGGCAGCUGGCUCAGCUUGAGGCCCGCCGGGAGCAGUUAGAAGCUGACAGUCAAACCCUGCUGCUGGCCAAGGAAACUCUGACAGGGGAGCUGGCAGGCCUGCGGCAGCAGGUCACAGCCACAGAAGAAAAAGCAGCCUUGGACAAGGAGCUGAUGACCCAGAAGCUGGCGCAGGCUGAGCGAGAGGCGCAGGCCUCUCUGCGGGAGCAGCGGGCAGCCCACGAGGAAGACCUCGAGAGACUCCGGCGUGAGAAGGAGACUGCGUGGCGGGAACUGCAGGCAGAGCGGGCCCAGCUGCAGGGCCAGCUGCAGCAGGAGCGAGAGGAGCUGCUGGCACGGAUGGAGGCUGAGAAGGAGGAGCUGAGUGAGGAGAUCGCUGCACUGCAGCAGGAGCGGGAUGAAGGCCUGCUCCUGGCCGAGAGCGAGAAGCAGCAGGCCUUGUCCCUGAAGGAGUCUGAGAAGACAGCGUUGUCCGAGAAGUUGAUGGGAACCCGGCACAGUCUGGCCGCCAUCUCUCUGGAGAUGGAACGGCAGAAGCGAGAUGCCCGGAGCCGGCAGGAACAGGACCGGAACACAGUGAACGCCUUGACAUCUGAGCUUCGAGACCUCCGGGCCCAGCUGGAGGAGGCCACCGCGGCCCAUGCCCAGCAGGUGAAAGAACUCCAGGAGCAGACUGGGGACCUGGGCAGGCAGCGGGAGUCCUGUGUGCGUGAGGCAGAAGAGCUGAGGACUCAGCUGCGCCUGUUGGAGGACACCCGUGAUGGGCUUCGGAGGGAGCUGCUGGAGGCUCAGCGCAAGGCUCGGGACAGCCAGGAGGACUGUGAGGCCCAUCGCCAGGAGGCCAGCGAGCUGCGGCGCAGUCUGAGUGAGGGCACCAAGGAGCGUGAGGCCCUGCGGCGUUCCAACGAGGAGCUGAGGGCUGCGGUGAAGAAGGCCGAGAGUGAGCGCAUCAGCCUGAAGCUUGCCAGUGAAGACAAGGAGCAGAAGCUAGCUCUCCUGGAGGAGGCUCGAGCGGCCGUCGCCAAGGAGGCUGGAGAGCUGCGGGCCUCGCUGCAGGAGGUGGAACGGUCCAGGCUGGAGGCUCGCCGUGAGCUGCAGGAGCUUAGGCGACAGAUGAAGAUGCUGGACAGUGACAAUGUCAGGCUGGGCCGGGAGCUGGCAGACCUGCAGGGCCGCUUGGCCCUGGGCGAGCGGGCAGAAAAGGACAGCCGGCGAGAGGCGCUGGGCCUGCGGCAGAAGUUGCUGAAAGGCGAGAGCAGCCUGGAGGCCUUGAAGCAGGAGCUCCAGGGAUCCCAGAGGAAGCUGCAGGAGCAAGAGGCUGAGUUCCGGUCUCGCGAGCGAGGCCUACUGGGCUCCCUGGAGGAGGCCCGCGGCACCGAGAAGAAGCAGCUGGAGGUGGCCCGGGGCCUGGAGCUGAGGCUGGAGGCGGUGCGGGCCGAGACCUUGGAGCUGGGGCUGCGGCUGAGUGCGGCCGAGGGCCGGGCACAGGGCUUAGAGGCGGAACUGGCCCGCGUGGAGGCGCAGCGGCGGGUGGCCGAGGCCCAGUUGGGUGGCCUGCGCUCUGCCCUGCGUCGGGGCCUGGGUGUGGGCCGAGUGUCCGGCUCCCCAGCACGGGUGUCCAGCUCCCCAGCGAGGGAGGCCCCCGCGGGAGGAAGUGGGGAUGGUCUUAGCAGCCCCAGUCCUUUGGAAUUCAGCCCUCAGUCCCAGCCACCAUCUCCAGGACCCGUUGCCUCCCCAGCACCUCCAGACUUGGAGCCAGAGGUGGUGCGAGAUGCCCUCCGAGACUUUCUGCAAGAGCUUCAGAGUACCCAGCGGGAGCGGGAUGAACUCAAGGUCCAGACCAGCACCCUUAGUCAACAGCUGGCUGAGAUGGAAGCAGAGAGAGACCGUGCAACCUCAAGGGCUAGGCAGCUGCAGAAGGCGGUAGCUGAGAGCGAGGAAGCCUGGCGCAGUGCCGACAGGCGGCUGAGCGGGGCCCAGGCCGAGCUGGCACUGCAGGAAGAGAGUGUGCGGCGUAGCAAGCGGGAGUGCAGGGCCACGCUGGACCAGAUGGCAGCACUGGAGAGGAGCCUGCAGGCCACCGAGAACGAGCUCCGGGCCAGCCAGGAGAAAGUCAGCAAGAUGAAGGCCACCGAGGCGAAGCUGGAGAGCGACAAGCGGCGGCUGAAGGAGGUGCUGGAUGCCUCAGAGAGCCGCUCCGUCAAGCUUGAGCUGCAGCGGCGUGCCCUUGAAGGCGAGCUGCAACGCAGCCGCCUGGGUCUGGGGGACCGUGAGGCCCACGCUCAGGCCCUCCAGGAUCGGGUGGACUCCCUACAAAGACAGGUGGCAGACAGUGAGGUGAAGGCAGGGACCUUGCAGCUAACAGUGGAACGGCUGAAUGGGGCACUGGCCAAGGUGGAGGAGAGCGAGGGGGCCCUGCGGAGCAAGGUGCAGAGCCUGACUGACGCCCUGGCCCAGAGCAGCGCCAGCCUCACCAGCACCCAGGACAAGAAUCUGCACCUGCAGAGGACCCUGAGCACCUGUGAACAUGACCGCCAAGUGCUCCAGGAACGGUUGGAUGCUGCCAGACAGGCAUUGUCCGAAGCACGGAGGCAAAGCAGCUCCCUGGGUGAGCAGGUGCAGACUCUGCGGGGCGAGCUGGCCAGUGUGGAGCUGCAGCGGGGCGAUGCUGAAGGCCAGCUACAGCAGCUGCAGCAGGUACUGCGACAGCGGCAGGAAGGCGAGGCCAUGGCUCUGCGCUCUGUCCAGAAGCUGCAGGAAGAGCGGCGGCUGUUGCAGGAGCGCCUGGGCAGUCUGCAGCGAGCCCUGGCUCAGCUAGAAGCUGAGAAACGUGAGGUGGAACGGUCAGCGCUGAGGCUGGACAAGGACCGCGUGGCACUCAGGAGGACCCUGGACAAGGUGGAGCGGGAGAAACUCCGAAGCCACGAGGACACCCUGAGGUUGAAUGCCGAGAAGGGCCGCCUGGACCGCACACUCACAGGGGCUGAGCUGGACCUGGCUGAGGCCCAACAGCAGAUCCAGCAGUUGGAGGCACAGGUGGUAGCCCUGGAGCAGAACCACAGUCCGGUCCAGCUGGAGGCAGAUGAGCAGCACCUGGAGCUACAGCAGGAGGUUGAGCGCCUGCGAAGUGCCCAGGUGCAGACGGAGCGCACGCUGGAGGCACGGGAGCGGGCCCACCGCCAGCGAGUGUCGGGACUGGAGGAGCAGGUGGCCAUGCUGAAGGCACAGCUGCAGAAGGAGCUUCGAAGGAGCUCAGCACCCGUCUCCCCUCCCUCUGGUACCCCGGAGCAAUGAGUUCCUUCUGGCCAACAUCCUGAGCACAGUCAUCUUGGCAGGAGAUGGGGCCCUUAGAAACAUAGGCUGCCACAUCAGAGUGUGGUAGGAGGGAGCUGGGGUGACAGAUGAGGGUGGCACUGUGGCUUCUCAAAGUUACUACACCACCUAUACCACUCCAGGCCCCUCUCCUAGAAGAUCCUCUGACGGCCAAGGCUCUUCCUGGCUGAGCCAGCCAGGGGUCAGGGAGAGCGCUUGUUUCCGCCAGCAACAGAGCAGGGCUUUCCCAGGAAGGAAUGCCCGGGCCGGAGCAGCACCAGGGAGUUCUCCCUUGACUCUUUGUGUCAGAAGCUCCUUAGUGAGCUUAGAGCCCUUGUAUUUUUGUACCUUUUUAUACUGUUAACUGUGGAGAACUGUUGUGCUUUUUGGAACAUGACCUGUUUUUUAGAAUCA
Mesocricetus auratus (golden hamster) is the source of this 8149-nucleotide messenger RNA. It is a transcript of the gene Crocc, whose product is annotated as ciliary rootlet coiled-coil, rootletin. Lineage: Eukaryota; Metazoa; Chordata; Mammalia; Rodentia; Cricetidae. The record is from RefSeq and is a predicted model, not a curated record. The transcript is spliced from 37 exons. The coding region runs from base 1352 to 7717 and encodes 2121 amino acids.